AUGCUCGUUGUCAUCAACAUCGACGCCGGCGAUCUACUCAAUGAGCUGAUGGCGUUCAUGACACAACGAUCAAUAACAUUCUCGGUGACGGAUCGAAUAUCAAAAUUGUGCGAUAAAAAUGUGGUGCCGGAGAAGCGCGAGAGCUCGACGCAAACCGAUCACGAGCGAGUGGCGCGGAAAAAGGCGCGGCUCAUCGACGAAUGCGGCGCCGGUGGUGGCGGCGGCUCGCCGAGCUCAUCGGCCACCUCGUCGGAGGGUCCGCCCGAGACGAAGCCGCAAAAUUUCACGGCGAGCAUCGUCGAGGAGAACGCCGAUGAAGCCGAUGACGAUGAGGCGUCGAACGAGCUGAUUCAAUCGCAAUUGAUGCAGGCGCUAUUCUCGAGGCUCAAGCAAGAUCCGGACGCGAUCGAGGCGACCGAUGAUAUCGACGAAUCGAUGGCCGAUAAGGUGUCGGAUUCGCCGGCCGCGCGAUACAAGGCCACGUAUGCGUCGACGAAACGCGGCGUUUGUCAGGUGUGCUUCCGUGAAGUUUCCCUGGUAACGACGCAUCGUCGACGACACGCGAUCACCCAUCUCGGCUAUAAGACUUUGAAAUGCGCGGUUUGCUACAAAUUCUUCAGUCGUCAGGAUUUGUGCAACGGCCACUUCAAGAAGGACCAUCCCGACGCGGAGAUCAUCCCAUUCGUCGACACCAUGUCAAAAGAGGACGAAAUCAAUUUGAAUAUGAUGUUGAACCUCUGUUUUCCGAAAGAGACCCUCAAAAAACGAUGCCGAAAACCGGAUUAA
This is a messenger RNA of Caenorhabditis bovis, 786 nucleotides long. The record is from the annotation of a GenBank genome assembly. NCBI's taxonomy places the organism in Eukaryota, Metazoa, Nematoda, Chromadorea, Rhabditida, Rhabditidae.